AUGAAAACAUAUGCCAUUGUUCUGAUAGUCUGUGCUUCAGUUACUGCAAUAGCGAUUCUCUUGUGUUUUCUAUGUAAGUUUAGUCAUAGGAAAACCAAAACCAAACUUCCAGUUCCACCAAUCCGGGCAGCCCGUGACCUUGAAAUAGGUAAAACCACCACCACCACCACUAAAAAAGAUGCCGGAGUAGUUAUUCUCGCCGGAGUUGCAGCCGCUGUAAUUGUUAGCGCCAGUGGUGGCGGUGGUUGCGGUAGUGGUGGAGGAUGUGGCGGUGGUGGGUGUGGUGGUGGCGGUUGUGGAGGCUGA
This is a messenger RNA of Lactuca sativa (garden lettuce), 306 nucleotides long. The record is from RefSeq and is a predicted model, not a curated record. Lineage: Eukaryota; Viridiplantae; Streptophyta; Magnoliopsida; Asterales; Asteraceae.